UUUAUAUUUACUUAAAAAAAAUAGUGUUCUUGUUGGUGUUAAUUAAGAUUAAUUACAAUGGAACUAAACGAAAUGGGAUUAAAUAUGGAUGUGGAUGUGCAACUAGAUGACACCGAUUUGGAUAUAAAUAUGGACGACGUUGCUCCAAUUAUAUCUCCAGAUCAUAGUCAUGUGCUGGUGGAAUCCGUACAUGACUCAACGACUUAUUACAGGAUCAUCGACUACUGCAAUGUCGUUCUCUUAGGUCAUGGCAAAUGCUACGAUAUAACCCAAGAUCUUACCAUUAUAAGUACCAUGAUUAUGACAUCGAAUGAUCCGAGCCAACUGAAAGCCUUCAUGGCAGUACUGUUAAGUGACGAUGCACGUGAAGACGUUUCAGACAGUGCUGCUCAGUUUCCCGUCGCUUCGACAUCGUACGAAUGCAUCGCCCGACCAAGUCGAAAUUUGACGAAAGAAAACAUUCCGAUGAUCACGUUCGGACCGAACAUGACUGCAAUCGCUGAAGCUACCAUUCUGAAGAUAGAUUGGAGGGACUUCAAGUUGGCAAUUCAUACUUUACUUAAUGGGGUGUUCGGCGAACGAUUCUUGGCGAUCCAAAGUUUGACGGGAAGGAUAGGUCCGAAAGGGGCGUUGGAUCCGAGGAAGAUCGAAGACAUAACUUCGGUCGUUUCGCAUUACUGCGAUGUACCGGUGGAACGUGUGCGUGACGUGAUUAAGAGACGGUGCCAAUCGGCGCACAAGAAACGUGAUAAUCGUAUGGCGAGAGGGAAAGAAGCUGCUGAUUUACACAGAAUCAGAGUUGAAAUGACGGAAAUUUUAGCCGAAAUUCGACAUGAAUCCUACUCGCAAACGAAUUCAAUUCAGAUGGUCUCAUUCGGCGAGAACAAUACGACGAUACCUAAGCUUUGCAUGAGUCGUGUGAUUUGGAACAAAUACAAGCUCGCAACUUGCGGUCUAGCUUACAGUGCGUUCUCGCCGGAAACGUUGGGCACUCACUCGCUUUCGGGGAAGAACUUUUGGAAACGACAAUUGGACAAGAACAAAGUCGCAGAUAUCAUCCACGUCGUGGAAAUUAUGUGCAAAGCAACUAAGAAGGAAGUGCAAGAUGCAAUUUCGGAUCAUUGCAACGUCGAAUACAAGAAAUAUACUUUACCUUACAAAAGAGAACUGGAAGCUUUGAUGAGAAUUUCAUAACGAAAUUUAUGAACAAAAAUCUGUUAUGUAUUGUUUAAACUAUUCAAAUUUUAUAAGAAUUUGUUUUUGUAAACUCUUCGAUUUUAACAUUACUUAAA
Nicrophorus vespilloides is the source of this 1292-nucleotide messenger RNA. RefSeq lists its product as uncharacterized. The record is from RefSeq and is a predicted model, not a curated record. Gene Ontology annotation, cellular component: nucleus. Gene Ontology annotation, biological process: positive regulation of neuron differentiation; negative regulation of Notch signaling pathway. Bases 58 to 1194 code for a protein of 378 amino acids. The transcript is spliced from 4 exons. NCBI's taxonomy places the organism in Eukaryota, Metazoa, Arthropoda, Insecta, Coleoptera, Silphidae. Gene Ontology annotation, molecular function: transcription corepressor activity; DNA binding.